AUGUUCAUUAGAAGGGUACAGGGAAGAAUUGUUAUUGUUCUGGUAUAUGUGGAUGAUAUAAUCCUUACAGGGCCUAGACUAGGUGAUUUGGAGUCAGUAAAAGGUUUCCUGAAGAGGGAUUUCAAGAUAAAGGAUUUGGGAAGUUUGAAAUACUUCCUAGGAUUGGAAGUAACAAGAAACAGAAGUGGGAUAUCUGUUUCCCAAAGAAAGUACUGCAUGGAUUUAAUUGCUGAAACAGGUUAUUUAGAUGCUAAGAGCUGUAAAAGCCCUAUUGAUUGCAAAGUAAAACUGAGUGCAGGAGAAGGAAAGCUACUAGAAAAUCCAGGCAUUUACAAAAGACUUGUAGGCAGGCUGCAUUACUUGACAGUAACCAGACCUGACAUUGCAUUUCCAGUCCAGCAAUUGUGUCAAUACGAAAGAGAACCAAGAGACACACACCUUCAAGCAGCCUAUAGAGUGAUCAGAUACUUGAAGGGAGCACCAGGUCAAGGGUUGCACUUUAAGGCUAAUUCAGAUUUGGUUUUAAAAGCUUAUAGUGAUGCUGAUUGGGCAGCAUGCCCUGACACUAGAAGGUCAAUUUCAGGCUAUUGUACCUUUCUAGGGAGCUCCUUGAUAACAUGGAAGGCAAAGAAGCAGACCACUGUAUCCAGAUCUUCUUCAGAGGCUGAGUAUAGGGCACUUGCCCACCUGAUUUGUGAAAUUCAGUGGCUUAAAGGACUGCUUGUAGAGCUAGAUGUUAAGGUACAGACUCCAGUACUUGUUUAUUGUGAUAACAUGUCUGCAAUUCAAAUUGCAGAGAACCCAGUGUAUCACGAAAGGACUAAACAUGUUGAGAUAUAUGUCCAUGUGACUAGGGAAAGAGUGAAAUCUGGUCUCAUUAACUUGAAGUUUGUCAGAAGUGAAGAACAACUAGCUGACUUGUUUACCAAGGGUCUGAGCAGGUUUAGAUUGAACUAUUUGCUUGACAAGUUGGACGUAUUAAAUGUAUACGCGCCAACUUGUGGGGGCGUGACAAGAUUCAAGGGAUUGAUUGAUCUCAAUUCAGAAGAAGAGGCUGCUCAGAUCAGUAAAGGAAAGCAGAAGAUGGAGGUUCAUAUGAUUGAAGAACUAUGGAGCUGA
This is a messenger RNA of Linum trigynum, 1119 nucleotides long. Lineage: Eukaryota; Viridiplantae; Streptophyta; Magnoliopsida; Malpighiales; Linaceae. The record is from the annotation of a GenBank genome assembly.